Molecule: messenger RNA, 1940 nt
Organism: Osmerus eperlanus (European smelt)
Lineage: Eukaryota; Metazoa; Chordata; Actinopteri; Osmeriformes; Osmeridae
Gene: agpat5
Product: 1-acylglycerol-3-phosphate O-acyltransferase 5 (lysophosphatidic acid acyltransferase, epsilon)
Exons: 8
Coding region: 612-1709 (365 amino acids)
Cellular component (GO): mitochondrion; endomembrane system
Molecular function (GO): acyltransferase activity
Source: RefSeq, a predicted model, not a curated record
UACGUCUAUUUCCAACAUGGAAGCCAUGAGAGGAGGCGUGUGUGUGACUUUGGCACUGUGCAGUUCAUGUAUUUCAUGGUAAUCAAGAGCGAUUUCCUGGUAAAUACUGCAAAAGUAAUCACAAUUGAAUACCGUAUUUUUGAAAGUUGUUUUGUUAAAUAUAGUUUUAACUUGUAUGCAUUAAUGCGGCGGGAAACAGUGUCCUAGUUGCAGCCAGCUAGCUAGCCGGCGUUGUCAAAUGUACAUUGCCUAUAAGAUAACGUUAGCUAGAUGUUAAGUUUUGAGGUCGUAUGCAAGCUGUAAGAUUAAUGACAUGGAGUGUAUAACGUUUAAUUUGAGUUUACAUGUCUUAUUUAAUACAAAUAUUUGAAAUAGGACGUUUUAUAGUUGGGCAACCAGCUAUCUCGUUAUAACUUAUCUAGUUAGUUGGGUUAGCAAGCCCUCCCUCCCCCCAGGCAUCAUACAGUACUUUGACUAUUCAUUCCUAGCUGUGAAGGCGGUGAUUGUCAGGGAGGACUCUUCACGUUAACAAGACAAGCGAGUGUUGGCUGUAUACUAGCUAUACCUUGACUUUGGAACUUUCACAAAUAAGUCACAGUGUGCCGAACAAAAUGCUCCUGUCGCUGGUUGUGCACACAUACUCUUUGCGGUAUUGGUUUCCUGCCACGGUGAUGCUAGGCACAGCACCGGCUUACCUUCUGUCAUGGGGUGCCUGGCGCUUGCUGUCUACCAUCUUACCAGCAAGACUAUACCACCGGCUAGACGACAAUAUCUACUCCAUCUAUCAGAGCAUGGUCCUCUUUUUCUUUGAGAACUACACGGGUGUGGAGAUUGUUAUUUAUGGAGAUAUGCCAAAGAAAAAAGAGAAUGUGGUCUACAUUUCCAACCAUCAAUGUACCGCGGACUGGAUCAUUGCUGACAUGUUGGCCAUCAGGCAGGAUUCUAUUGGCCAUAUAAGAUACGUUCUUAAAGAUGGUCUGAAGUGGCUUCCGCUGUAUGGAUGGUACUUCUCUCAGCACGGAGGUGUCUACGUUAAGCGAAGUGCAAAGUUUGAUGAGAAGGCAAUGAAAAAAAAACUCCUCUCACAGACAGACCUGGGGACACCGAUGUAUCUUGUUAUUUUCCCUGAGGGAACUCGGUAUAACCCAGAGCUCAAGAAUGUGAUCACAGAAAGUCAAGAUUUUGCCUCCAAACAAGGACUGGCUGUUCUAGGCCACACACUGACCCCCAGGAUGAAGGCCUCGCACAUCGCCGUGGAAACCAUGAAGGACCACUUGGAGGCUAUUUAUGAUGUCACAGUGGCAUACGAGGGAACAGUUGGUGCCAACGGUGAAAGACGGCCUGCCCCAACAAUGCCAGAAUUCCUGUGCAAGGAAUGCCCCAGAGUCCACAUUCACUUUGAACGUGUGGACAUGAAGGAAAUUCCUCUGGAGCCAGUGUUUUUCCGCAGGUGGCUGCAUGAGAGAUUUGAGAUCAAGGACCAGCUGCUGUCCUCGUUCUACGAGUCGGAGGACCAAAACACAAAAUGCAGGUUCCCUGGACAAAGCAAGAUAUCUCCCCUGAGCUUCACGAAAACAUUGCCAUCCCUACUAUUUUUGGGAGGACUGACACUGCCGAUGCUGUUGACUGAGUCAGGCAGAAAACUGUACAUCCGAACCUGGCUGUAUGGGACUCUGCUGGGCUGGCUCUGGGUGAAUGUUAGCCCCUGAGUGGAGGAUUGAUUACUGCCAUCAUGACAUCCUCGAUGGCCAUGGACAGACCCUGCCUUUAUUCUACACUUAUAAAGCAAUGAGUGGAGUUUUAAAAUACUGGUUCAGAUGGAGCUCCAAAUAGUUUUGAUUUUCAUCUGGCUGAUUGUCUGACCUUAACUGUAAGAAUAAUGCUGUGGAAAGGAUAGAAAGAAAUGUUUCAUAUACCCUGGUCGAUUUGACCAUGAAAAG